Messenger RNA from Dicentrarchus labrax (European seabass), 1106 nucleotides. RefSeq names its product E3 ubiquitin-protein ligase CCNB1IP1. The coding region runs from base 53 to 832 and encodes 259 amino acids. The record is from RefSeq and is a predicted model, not a curated record. NCBI's taxonomy places the organism in Eukaryota, Metazoa, Chordata, Actinopteri, Moronidae. Gene Ontology annotation, biological process: reciprocal meiotic recombination. Gene Ontology annotation, molecular function: ubiquitin protein ligase activity. The transcript is spliced from 5 exons. Gene Ontology annotation, cellular component: synaptonemal complex.
ACAAGCGUCAUCUGCUGCCACCGGCGGAGCGGGCAGACUAACCGUCACAACCAUGUCUAUCUGCGACGACACACUACUUUGUAACUUCUCAAAGUGUCGGACCAAGCUGAGCGGCUUCGCCUGGGUCACAGCUUGCUCACAUGUUUUCUGUGAUCAGCACGGGUCCGGUGAGUUCAGCCGCUCCCCCGCCAUCUGCCCGGCCUGCUCCUCUGCCCUGUCUGGGAAGCUGGACAUUGUGAGGACGGAGCUGUCACCCUCUGAGGAGUACAAAGCCAUGGUGCUGGCUGGUCUGCGACCGGACAUAGUUUUGGACAUCAGUGCCCGUGCUUUGGCCUUCUGGAGCUAUCAGGUCCACCAGGAGCAUAUGUAUCAAGAGUACAGUCUGUCACGGGCAGAGGCACAGCUGAAGCAGAUGGAGAAGGUGUUGACCCAGCAGAACCAGUCCAGAGAACUGGAGCUCACUGGCAUGAGGGGGGAAAUCGCCUCCCUGAAGAAAGUGAUGGAGGAGUAUAAAAGGAAGUACAGCGAGGUGUCCGAGAGGCUGAUGGAGAGGAACAGGCAGUACCAGAAACUACAGGGGUUGUACGAUUCUCUGAGGCUGCGCAACAUGGUGGUGGGUGUCGGGGACACGCUGCCACAACCAGGACAUCACGACUUCAACACCGGGAUGGCUCGGCAGGCGACUCCCCAGAGAAGCCCUCAGUUCCUCUCCAUGGGCUACGAUGGGGACAGCAGAUUCUUCUCCUGCCUUGAGGCUGAUGGAGCCAAGACCUUCUUCCAGUUCAGCUCCCCCACCAGGGAGAGAGGCCAGCCCUUCAUCAAGAAGCACUGAGACCGGGAACCAGGUGUCAUAGUGACUGUUAAAACACUAACUUGACUACAUUUAUUUAUAUAUGUUAAGAAAUUGUUGUGUUGUUUUAGUGUUAAUUUAGUUGGCGUGUUUGCCCUGAGUGAAUAGUGUUUAUAGUCAUUUGAACUAUAAAUGUGUUUUUGGCCAAUGUAACUCAAACUAGCAGUGAAACUUUUAGUCCUGGUCUCUACUUAAGCAUUCGUUUGUGUGAAGAAGAACUUUGACAAUGUAAAUACAAUUUACUCUUUAAUUUACA